AUGCCUCACGCUUUUAGUAGCCCAAGGGUCAUCGAACCCCACUUCCUCCGCAAUGCCAUUGAUGUCUUGAUCAUUGGGACAGGACAUGCCAGUCUUUCGGCAGCUCUGGCCUUGGGUCGUGCAUGUCGCAGCGCAUCCAUCUUCUAUUCGGACGAGUACAGCAGGCCCGCACGGUCCGAUCUGCAUGCUGAUGGUGGGAACCUUACGUCCGUUCAGACUGGUAUGAUAGCCGAGCUAAAGACCAGCUUCAAGACUUUACUUUUUGCCAACACAGUGGCCAGGUCUAUUCACGAGACUGGUGUGAUCUUCGAGGUGGUGGACAGGGCCGGUCAGUGCUGGAAAGGGAGAAAGGUCAUACUUGCUACUGGCUGUCACAAAUCUCUCCCCGAGAUACCAGGCUAUAAAGAUCUAUGGGGAACCACAAUGUGA
Messenger RNA from Fusarium poae, 429 nucleotides. RefSeq lists its product as uncharacterized. The coding region runs from base 1 to 429 and encodes 142 amino acids. The transcript has a single exon. Gene Ontology annotation, molecular function: oxidoreductase activity. The record is from RefSeq and is a predicted model, not a curated record. Lineage: Eukaryota; Fungi; Ascomycota; Sordariomycetes; Hypocreales; Nectriaceae.